Triticum dicoccoides is the source of this 1330-nucleotide messenger RNA. RefSeq names its product cinnamoyl-CoA reductase 1-like. The transcript is spliced from 6 exons. Bases 81 to 1163 code for a protein of 360 amino acids. Gene Ontology annotation, biological process: lignin biosynthetic process. The record is from RefSeq and is a predicted model, not a curated record. Lineage: Eukaryota; Viridiplantae; Streptophyta; Magnoliopsida; Poales; Poaceae. Gene Ontology annotation, molecular function: oxidoreductase activity, acting on the CH-OH group of donors, NAD or NADP as acceptor.
ACCCACAAGGCAAGUUUGUGUGGCAGGAAAGAGAAUCAAUUCUCUCUCAGUGUUGCAAGUUACAGCCAGAAAUCGAUUCCAUGGCCAAUAACAGCAGUGCUGAUAAGCAGCGAGCGCAGGAGCUAGUUUGUGUCACGGGGGCAGGGGGCUUCAUUGGGUCAUGGGUGGUGAAGGAGCUCCUCCACCGUGGCUAUCGUGUCAGGGGAACCGCUAGAGACCCAGCGGACCGCAAGAACGUUCAUUUGCAUACCUUGGAGGGAGCCGAUGAGAGAUUAUCCUUGUGCCGCGCCGACGUCCUGGACUACGACAGCCUCCGUGCCGCCUUCGACGGCUGCCAUGGCGUCUUCCAUGUCGCCUCUCCAGUGUCCAACGAUGUUGAACUCAUACCGGUCGCCGUGGAGGGGACCAGAAACGUGGUGAACGCGGCGGCGGACAUGGGCGUCCGCCGCCUUGUUUUCACGUCUUCGUACGGCGCAGUGCACAUGAACCCCAACAGAAGCCCCGACACCAUCCUGGAUGAGACAUGCUGGAGCGACUAUGAGUUCUGCAAACAGACAGGCGUGGUCGGGUCAAACCCAAGACCUCCCAAACCGAUAGGAAAAGGUCAAUUCAUCAAGGAUAUAAGGAGCUCAAAGAACUACUAUUGUUGUGCCAAGAUGAUGGCAGAGAUGGCAGCAACGGAGGAGGCAAGCAGGAGGCAGCUGCAGCUGGCGGUUGUGGUGCCGCCAAUGACCAUCGGUCCCAUGCUGCAGCGGUCUUUAAAUGCCAGCAACUACCAUGUCGCAAGGUACCUAAUGGGUACUAAGAAGGCCUACCCCAACGCUGUCGCCAUCUACACAGAUGUCCGCGACGUUGUACAUGCCCAUCUCCUCGUCUAUGAGCACCACCACGCCCACAGCCGCUACCUCUGCUUCGGCAUGGCGCUACACCGCAGUUGCCUCCUCCAGUUGAUCCGGGGUCUUUUUCCACACUAUCCUAUCACUUCCAAGUGCGAAGAGGACGACAAGCUCAUGGCAAGCCCGUACAAAUUCUCCAACCAAAGACUCGAGGACUUGGGCUUAGAAUUCACUGACAUGAGGAGAACUCUAUAUGAAACUGUAAUAUGCCUGCAACAGAAGGGUCAUGUGCGUAUCAUCGUGCCAUAUCAGCGUUCGAGCUUAUAGAUCAGAAUGUAGUGCGACCAAGUUCCACAUACCCGGAAGAAAAAAAAUAAGGUCCUUCAAAAAAGUAAUAGUGUGGACUUGUAAGGUAGAAAAAGAAUCAGAUAUCAGAUAUCGGAUAUGCUAAUUUUUUGCAUUAGAAUGGAUAUAUCAUGAUGAAAUUAUGAAAA